AUGAGAUCAUUUUUGUGCUGUUCUUUGCUCGUUUUGUUCUCUUUGACUCAAGCGGAUCGAUGUCCGGCCGGUUCAAUCGAUUAUGGUGAUGGAGCUGAAUGCGUUCUGCCAAUCAAUUCUAACUCGCAAUUUCCCGUCGCUCAACAAAUCUGCAACCUCAUCGGUGGGCAGGUGAUUCAAAUCCAAAACUACUUCGAGAAUGUGCUCGCGUCUUCGCAGAUUCAACAAAUGCUUGGUGGAGCCCCAUCGUACAUUGGAGUAGUGAAGAACUCCAGCGGAGCGUGGACCUACGCAGAUGGGAGCCCGUUAAUCUAUAUGAACUGGAAAGCUGGUCACCCGCUCGACAAUGCGACUUGCGCCGUUUUGAAUGGACAAGAUUUCUCGUGGUACUCCGCGCAAUGCACCGACACGAAUCCCUUCAUUUGCACAUUCCCCGAUCAGAGAUGCCCUAGCGGCUGGGUGUUGAAUUCACAACUCAAGAGCUGCUACUUGUUCUCGCAAACCGAUCUUGCUAAUCCAUUGAUUUACAAUUACACCGGGGCAGAGAUGAUUUGUCAAUACAUGGGCGGACAUCUCACAUCGAUUCAUUCGUCUGACGAGGAGGCUUUUUUGAGAAGCUCGAUCAAGACAAACUGGACGGGCAUCGAUUGUGGUCUUCUCCAAGCGGUGAUCGGAUUGAAAUGCAGCAGUUACAACUACUAUUGGAGUGAUGGAACCGCUUUCAACUUUGAUCUCACUGAGGGACACUGCAACUACGUUUGGGGAAUUCAAAACGACAAAAACUGUCCGGACUACAAGAAAACUUGGGACUACUGGGAUAGUGCCCACCAAUUCUUGCGCUUCAUCUGCAAGCAACCAAUCAACGACAGUCAGACAAGAAAGAUCGCAUUGUUGGCAAAAUUGGGGAAAUCGAUUCAAAAGCAUAAU
Mesorhabditis belari is the source of this 927-nucleotide messenger RNA. The record is from the annotation of a GenBank genome assembly. Lineage: Eukaryota; Metazoa; Nematoda; Chromadorea; Rhabditida; Rhabditidae.